Messenger RNA from Paracoccidioides brasiliensis Pb18, 2442 nucleotides. RefSeq lists its product as uncharacterized. The record is from RefSeq and is a predicted model, not a curated record. Bases 1 to 2442 code for a protein of 813 amino acids. The transcript has 5 exons. Gene Ontology annotation, molecular function: ATP hydrolysis activity; metalloendopeptidase activity; ATP-dependent peptidase activity. Gene Ontology annotation, biological process: mitochondrion organization; protein quality control for misfolded or incompletely synthesized proteins. Gene Ontology annotation, cellular component: mitochondrial inner membrane.
AUGGCCUUCAACGCUCCACUCUGUCUACCGACUGCAGCAGCUCUAUCAACGGAUCUCUGGCCUUCCGUGGCUAACGCUUUGGCAACGCCCUGGAAAGGAUUCAGUCAGCCUUCAGAUGUUUCCUUAGCCAAGCGACAGCAUGAACACUUCCGGGGGGUUCGGGAUGAAGCUUCGGUAAUUCAACCGCGUUUGACCCUUCCCGACUAUCUGAAGUCGGUUCAGCUUAAUUCGCUCCAAAGCACCUCCCAGUCAUACUCCGCGAAAGGCCAGCAAACCUUGACGUCCCUAUUUUCAACUCCUAUCCGAAAAACAAUAUGGGGCGCUAAACCUUUCUCAACGGCGAACAAUCUCAAAUUGAACUCACCCCGCCAGUACUCUACCGUCUCACUCCUCCAACUCGACCGAUCGCGAAGUAUCCCAACAUUGAAGGGCAUCUCACAGAUCCAGCAGCACAGAUUUCUAUCUGGAGGACCUUUCCACAAUCUCUUAAGCUACACUGAGAGAACUGCAAACAGCAAACCUCAGAGCGUUAGCGCCCAAAAUGCCUUCUAUAGUGCCUUACUACGUGCCAAUCUGCCAGCAAUUAUCAUCGAACGAUAUCGAAGCGGAAGAUAUGCUAGUGACGCUACCAGUGAAGCUACGUACCUCAAAGCUCUUGAGCGUGUUGGCGGCUUGGAAGCUACUGGUGCAAGAGUUGGACAGAGCCAAUUUCAAUCUCAAAAUCGGAACCUCAGCAAUGAUCAGCUGCAGGCUGUUGGCCAAGCGGUUGCUGCUCAUAUGAGUGGAGGGCAGGUCGGGGUAUCUACUAAAAAAGACGGUACUGGUGCCAAAGAUUCCCCUCUCUAUGUCGUGGUGGAAGAAUCUCUCUCAAGCUCAAUAUAUCGAUGGGUCAAGUUUAUCUUCAUCUUCUUGCUCCUCACUUAUGUUUCUUUUGUCGUGAUCAACAUCAUCGCCGACACCACUGGUAUUCUGAAAAAUGUUCGAGGUUCCCAGGCCAACGAAGCCCAACCGCAACACCAACAAGUGCGUUUCAGUGACGUUCACGGAUGCGACGAAGCCAAGGAGGAACUUCAGGAACUCGUCGAAUUCUUGACCAACCCUGAACGCUUCAAUUCUCUAGGUGGCAAACUUCCCAAAGGUGUACUUCUCGUUGGACCUCCUGGCACUGGAAAAACUCUGCUCGCCCGUGCUGUUGCUGGAGAAGCUGGUGUGCCGUUUUUCUAUAUGUCUGGAUCUGAGUUCGAUGAAGUAUAUGUUGGUGUGGGAGCUAAGCGGGUUCGCGAAUUGUUCAACCAGGCCAGAGCCAAGGCACCUGCCAUCAUCUUCAUUGACGAAUUGGAUGCAAUUGGAGCCAAGAGAAACGAAAGAGAUGCCGCCUACGUGAAACAGACACUAAACCAACUUCUUACCGAGCUUGACGGAUUCUCCCAGUCAACUGGUGUUAUUAUCAUUGCUGCAACCAACUACCCGAAACUUCUCGAUAAAGCCCUCACACGACCUGGCCGUUUUGACCGCAGGGUCGUGGUUGGCCUUCCUGACGUCCGUGGUCGCGUGGAUAUCCUGAAACACCACAUGAAGAACGUUCAAAUAAGCACUGAUGUGGAUACUGCUAUAAUUGCUCGUGGAACACCCGGUUUUUCUGGUGCUGACCUAGAAAACCUUGUCAACCAAGCUGCCAUUCAUGCUAGCAAGAACAAACAAACCAAAGUCGGCCCGAUGGACUUCGAUUGGGCCAAGGACAAGAUUAUGAUGGGGGCCGAAGCUCGCAGCAGAGUUAUGCGGGAAAAAGACAAGCUUCUCACUGCAUAUCAUGAAGCCGGCCAUGCUCUCGUUGCCCACUUCUCCCCUGCAGCAACACCCCUGUACAAGAUUACUAUUGUUCCGAGAGGUAUGUCAUUGGGCACAACUCAUUUCCUUCCGGAAAUGGACGUUGUCUCGAGAAAUUACACCGAGUUCUUGGCGGAUAUCGACGUCUCUAUGGGUGGCAAGGCUGCGGAAGAGCUUGUUUUUGGUCCAGAAAAUGUCACAAGCGGAAUAUCAGCGGAUCUUCAACACGCAACCAACACUGCCUUCUCUAUGGUAACUAGAUAUGGAUACUCCAAAAAACUAGGUUCCAUCGACCUCAUUUCAAACUACAAAACCUUGUCUUCUGAAACCAAGCAAGAAAUUGAAUCUGAGGUCAGACGACUUGUCGAAGAAUCAAGUAAACGCGCAACAGCGAUUCUCACAGAACAUCGCAAAGAGUUGGAGCUAUUAACCAAUGCAUUGAUGGAGUAUGAAACUCUGACGAAGGAAGAGAUGGAAAAGGUGCUGAAGGGAGAAAAGUUGGAUAAGCUCGAAUCCAUUGCUAAGGCUCCAAUUAUGCUACCAGACGCGCUGAUGACAACGGGAUUGAAGGCUCCAGCUGGAGAAUCAGCCGCUUCCAAAGGAGCAGGGGUAUAG